AUGCAGAACGAAUCUAUAAAUACUCGAUCUCCGCUGCUAUUAGCAGAUCGUCAUCCAAGAAAUUACAACCGGUGGUUACUUCUUUUGAUUCUUCUUCUUCUGAUUUCUUCUAUUACAUUGGGUAUUUUAUUCGGACUUGAGAAAUCAAAAACAACACCAACUCCAGUUUCAACAACAACGACAGCACCACCUCCUGCUGUCGAUCUCUGUUUAACACCUUAUUGCGUCAAAGCUGCGGAUUAUUUAUUGGAUUCAAUUGACGAAACUGUUAAUCCUUGUGAAGAUUUUUAUCAUUUUGCAUGCGGAUCAUGGUUGAAAACAGCUCGUAUUCCCGAAGAAUCUGGUGUUCAAAAUAUGUUCAAUCUAUUGGAUAUUGAAUUAGAUGGAAAUCUCAUUGAUCUUUUAACAUCAAACACUACCGAUACCACAGCAGCAGUUGCACAUGCCCGGACAUUGUAUGCUUCAUGCAUCAACGAGGCACAAAUUGAACAUGAAGGUGUUGCAGCCGUCAUGGAUAUCGUCAAUUACGAAUUUGGCGGAUGGCCAAUCCUUCAUGGCACUGCAUGGAAUGAAACAACAUUCAAUCUAACAGAUCUUUUACUUCAAUUACGUAAAUAUGAUGAUGCUAUCAUCUUUAGCGUUACAACAGCUACGAAUCAAGAAAAUUCAUCUGUUUAUGAUAUUGAACUCGCACAAGGUAGUCUCGGUUUACAAGAAACUGAAUAUUAUAACAAUGAAACAGCAAUUACCGAAGCUUAUCGUCAAUUCAUACGAGAUCUUGCUGCAGCAUUAUCAAACGACACAUCAGCAAUUACAAAUGAUGCUCGCGAUAUGUUUUUAUUCGAGAAAGAUAUCGCUCAAUACCAUUGGUCUGCUGGUGAACAAAUCCUACGUGACAAUGAAACUGUCCGAACAACUGUUGCUGAUCUUUCUAAAGCGCUUCCAUCAUCUUUUGAUUUCACUAAUUAUAUCACUGAAGCUUAUUUGAUUGGUAACGUUACAUUACUUCCAACAGAUCUCGUCACUGUUAGCGAAGUUGCUUAUUUACUCAACGUCUCAACAGUUCUUCAUAAAACACCACCACGUAUUCUUCAGAAUUAUCUUGUUUGGCGAUUUCUGAUGAACCGCGCCAUCCACAUGCCACAACACAUUCGAAGCACACGUCAACAAUUUGAUCGUGUGUUCAAAGGAACAAGUGCUGAACCAGCACGUUCAACUGUUUGUACUGAUUACGUUAACAACAACAUGGGUUUCGCCGUGUCUAGACUCUAUGUGAAAAAAUACUUUGACGAUGAUGCUCGUAAUCAAUCAAAAGACCUCAUCAAAAACAUUCGAGCUGCAAUGAUCACAAUGCUUGAAAACGCUACAUGGAUGGAUGCUGACUCCAAGGCAAAAGCUGUCGAUAAAGCUCAAGCUAUCUACGAAAAUAUCGGCUAUCCCGAUUAUGUUGCCAGUGAUAAUACCACCCAAUUAGAAAAGAUGUAUGCCGAAUAUGUGUUCAACUCAUCAUUCAUCGAUAACGUUCUUCAAAUGCAACGUGUGAAAGCUCAAGAAGAUUUUCGAACACUCCGAGAAACGGUCGAUCAUCGAGCAUGGGGUGAUCUUCCUCCUACGAUCGUCAACGCUUUCUAUGAACCAUCUACCAACGCUAUCUCUUUUCCAGCUGCCAUUCUACAAAUGCCCUAUUUUAACAAGCUUGCACCUAAAUAUCUUAAUUAUGGUGGUAUCGGUAUGGUUAUUGGUCAUGAAAUUACGCACGGUUUCGAUGACGAUGGUCGUCAAUACGAUAAAAAUGGCAAUCGACACCCAUGGUGGACGAAUACGACUAUUGAACAAUUCAAUCAACGUAAACAAUGCAUCAUUGAACAAUACAGCAAUUAUACUGUCGAACAAAUUCACAAAAACUUGAAUGGCGAUCAAACUCAAGGUGAAAACAUUGCUGACAAUGGUGGUAUUAAAAGUUCAUUUUAUGCGUAUCAAGCUUGGGCAAAGGAAAAUCCAAAUGUUGACAGACGAUUACCAGGUUUAAAUAAAUACUCACAAGAACAAAUGUUCUUCAUUGGUUAUGCUCAUGGUUGGUGCGCAAAAUUUACAGAUGCUUAUGCAUUGAAUCGAGUUCUAACUGAUGUUCAUUCCAUUCCACAAUUCCGUGUUCUCGGUCCGUUGUCGAAUUUCGUCGAGUUCGAUCGUGUGUUUAAUUGUACACCUGGUCAAGGAAAUAGUCGCGUGAAAAAGUGCGCCGUUUGGUAG
This is a messenger RNA of Adineta ricciae, 2250 nucleotides long. Lineage: Eukaryota; Metazoa; Rotifera; Eurotatoria; Adinetida; Adinetidae. The record is from the annotation of a GenBank genome assembly.